AUGACGAGAUGUUGGUUGACUAGUGUUAGAGGGUUUUCUACUCGAUUGCGGUAUCAUCUGCAAUUGAGAAUGUGUAGCUUUGCAGAAACACAUAAUACAUCUAGUCUUUCAUUGGCGAGUGAGGUUAUCCACAAUGAUAGCCAGACGGGAGAAAAACGACAGAGUCGUAAACGUUAUUCUGCAGCAAAUACAAAAGGACGAUCAAAACACAUACAAGAAAUUAUUCUCUCAUUGAAAUCUAGUCCAAAAGAUAAAGCGAUCAGCUUAUUUGAAAAAAUGCAUCCUCGUGAUAAAUUGGAUAUUUUGCGAACUCUUUCUCAACGUCGUGAGCGCCGAGCUGGGGGCCUCCCUUCUUAUAAAAGUCAUCUCUUUGAGAGACGUUAUUUUUUCAAGGAAGAUGAUUUGUGUGAACAAAGCACACUUGGUCGUGGACCUGGUGGCCAAGCAACGAAUCGAAGAAUGCAAACUGCAAUAAUUAAACAUAUACCUUCAGGAAUUAUUGUAAAGUUUAGUAAAUUCCCCUCGUAUUGGCUUAACAGGAGAGCAGCACGAGAAAUACUAAACUUGCGUUUGGAGGAAUAUUUAUUAGGUUCAAAGUCCAGACUGGGUCGUAUAAAGCGACAAAAAGAGAAGCAAAGAUUGUAUCGAUUUCAAUCGAGGAGAAAAAUGGUAGAAAAGGGUAGCAUUAUGGUGGCAAAACUGUCUCAGCAACAUGAGUAUUACGCAGUUCUUACCGGUACAAAACCUUUUCCUCCACCUGUUUUGUUGCAACUUGGUGUCAGUAAUACUGAUAAGACUCUCUUUAUUUCGAGUCUCUUUGAGGAGGAUUGUGGUAAAUGGUGGCCUAUGUUAUCAACAGCAUUUACCAAAGUAAACACCGGAGACUCUAUUAAAGAGAACAGUAAUGAUUAUGAUGAAAGUGAGAUAAAUAAUCUCAAGGUGCCAGAAUUGUUUCGUUAUGUAUUUCCAGUAAUUUAUUUUUCUUCAAAGCAGCUAACCUCAGUAGAAAAAUGUGAAUGGAGUGAAUUAAAAAAAUCUGCUAAUGAUGAGGUAGCGAUGCGCAAUGUAAUACGAGGACUUCACUGUUUUGUUGAGAUGUUUGGCCUUCAUUUGAGUGUUAAGUCUUCUACUAACCGCAGCGGGAGUUGUAAUUUAGUGCUGGCACAGGAUGGUUUAAAUUGGUAUGAACUUAGAGGGCGAAUGGUGUCAUCCAGCGAAAGAAUGACUCCCUUGGCACUUAUUUGCUUUGCUCACUUGGCAUUAAGUCUCACACAGCUACGACGUAAAAAUGAAGUAAACGCUAUAAUGAUGUUCUUUCGACGUGAAUCCAAGUUGGGUGUGAAAGCACAAUGGGCAACACAUGGAUUAAAAACCAUAGAACGUUUCAUUGAGAAUCACAAAUCUUUUCAAUCUGAUUAA
This is a messenger RNA of Trypanosoma theileri, 1419 nucleotides long. RefSeq names its product putative peptide chain release factor 1. Lineage: Eukaryota; Euglenozoa; Kinetoplastea; Trypanosomatida; Trypanosomatidae. Gene Ontology annotation, molecular function: translation release factor activity. Gene Ontology annotation, biological process: translational termination. The coding region runs from base 1 to 1419 and encodes 472 amino acids. The transcript has a single exon. The record is from RefSeq and is a predicted model, not a curated record. Gene Ontology annotation, cellular component: mitochondrion.